This is a messenger RNA of Salvia miltiorrhiza (redroot sage), 2701 nucleotides long. RefSeq lists its product as uncharacterized. The transcript has 3 exons. Lineage: Eukaryota; Viridiplantae; Streptophyta; Magnoliopsida; Lamiales; Lamiaceae. The record is from RefSeq and is a predicted model, not a curated record. The coding region runs from base 1628 to 2701 and encodes 357 amino acids.
AAAUCCUCUCUCUCACUCCUUCAUCCUCACCAAUUCGACUCUCUCUCUCCCCUUCAUCUCUCAUCUUCCUCCAUUAACAUCCAUGGUAGAACCUUCCGAAGCUUCCAAAAAUUAUACAAAACACAUCAAUCCACUCCAAAACCUUGCCUAAACACCUUCAAUCUCCUUGGAUUCAAGAAGAUCAUUGAAGAUUGCUUCCAAGGCUAGAGAGAGAAAGUGUGAUUUUUGGUGAAAAGUUUGGACACGAGCAGAGCAAGGAAGUAAGUAACUCCGCUUUGACGGGAGAAUUUGAGUAAGGUCUUCAGGUGGGCAAUAUUUUUAGUAUAUGUUUAUCAUAUGAGCUUUCUAAAAUGAUUUGAUGAUGUUAUGAGAUUAACAAAUGUUUUGAGAUAAAUGAUGUUUGAGAACUGUUUGACUUGCCAAUUUUUGAUGUUGAGCUUGUAUGUUACCCUCUACUGAUGAGAUGAGACGAAUUCGGUCCUGCCACAAGCGGGAUUUUGUGCACAGAGGUGACUGUGAGCCGUCUUCGGGUCGGCCGGUCACGGUACUUGAGAGGGAGGCCUACUUCUCAGUACCUUAAUUAUAAUGAUGAGUUGUAGAUGCGGUACAUACAUGUCGAUUACUUUGUCUGCAGACACUUAUUUAUGAUGUUGAUUAUGAAAACAUGCACAGAUUCAUUUAUGCUAACUUAUUUCUGUGUAUUGCUGAGAUGUGGCAAGCUUCAAACUUAUAGCUCUAAGAGCACUUUUCUUAUUUUUCGGUGUUUGCCCACUGAGUAUUAUGUACUCACGCCCUGCAUGUAUUUCUAAAUGUGCAGGCUAAGCGGGGAGCGAGAUUGGUCUGGUGCUGGUGGGAAACCGUUUCAAUCGAUGUGAUCAUAUUUAAUAUUGCCCUUAUGAUUAAUAGAGUCUUGAUGAUUAAAAUACUUCGUUUCCUUUCGAAUCAAGUAAUAUACUCACGGUUAUGUGUCUUCAUACAUAUAAUCGGUUCGCCUUUUGCUGCGAUACUCUGCAUAUUAUGCUUCCUUACGAAAAAUGAGCGAUGCCCAUUUUGUUUUUGUUCGUGAAAUUUCUGAUAAAUAAAAAGUUAUAACGACGUUGACGAUUUGACCCUUGGGUUCCUUUAUGAUGAUUUCCUUAACACCUUUUGAUGCGAGCUUCCGCUUGAUGUUCUACCUAUUCUUCUUAUCUUUUAUUCUUUUAAAAAUAGUCGUAUCGAUACUCGUACCCCACUAUCACUAGUGUCGGGAAUCGGGCUGCGACAGGGUGGUAUCAGAGCAGGUCAUCUGCUAUGAGUCUAUUGCUUGAUUGAGUUGAACCUUUAAUUACUGAUAUCUUUUUAAAUUGAGUACUAGUCUAACUUGAAUUCUUAGGCUAGUUUGAGAGAGUUAGUUUGAAACGAAACCCCAACACCCCAACUCCUCCGGCUUAACGAGGUAAGAGGUUGAUGUUGUUUCUUAUUGCUUUCCUGUUGAGAGCUGAGUUUGAUUCACUAAUGAGUUAUGAAUUGUUUUGAUGGCGGAAUUGUUUGAGAUGAUGGAUUCUGAUAUGAGGCAGUUGAUGUGGAAUAUGAGGAGAGAUGUUGAGGCUAGUAUAGCCGAUGCCCCACCGUACCAAACGAGGACGAGAUGCCGAGUUAUAUUGAGACAGCGAUGCAGCGAUGGUUCAAGGAGUAUAUCCCGGACGAGGAUGACACCUUGGGUGAACUUCUGGCACACUAUCACCGAAGAUGGGGGAGGGCUAUUCCCUAUGGGAUCGAUGGCACAGAGGCCAUUACGCUUUUGAUUCCACUACUGCCACCUUCGUGGCGAGACUGGGCGACAUCUUUAGUGCCCCAGUACGUAGAUACUACCUGGUUGGAGGGCAUCAAGUACGGAGACCUUAGUGGCUUCAUCGCGACGCUGAGCCACCGUUACUUUGCUUAUGGCGAUCCGCCUUCACCGCAGUAUGGAGAGCUUGAGGGACCAGCCCAGGGAAGGGACCUAGUUGUUGUGCCUCCACCUCCCGAGGAGCCGUUUCCGAUGGCACCUCUACCCCCAGCUGAUCCGAUUCCAGUUUCUCUUGAGUCUGAUGUUUCUGAGCCGAUGGUCUUCGAGACGUACUCACCUGGGAUAGAGCAUGAUCCGUUUGCGUUUCUAUCACUUAUUCCUUCUCCCAGCGCUGAUUUACCGCCUUGGGAUUUGACACCGGCGACGACACCUUUGCCAUUGCCACCCGUUGAGUCGGCGCAGCCGAUUGUUUCUACUGAGUCUGAGACGCAGGAUGUUCCCUACGAUCCAUAUCCGAGGGUUGCCCCGUUGCCUGAGCCAGGCACUUUGGCUUUUCAGACGUAUAUGCACUCGAUCCUAUAUUCACCAUCCCGAGACGCCCAGGAGGGAGGAUCUCGGCCGGCACGCUCCGAUAGUGAUGAGGAGGACCUCGAUGAGGAAACUCCAGAGAUGACGGUCGGCCACGGACGGACCCAGCCAUUACAGCGUCAUAUUACUGCCGACGGAAUCGAGACAUGGGUACCUAUUCCCGAGGUGCCGGUUUAUGGUCCGAUGAUGGACACCGACGUCGAGGAUGAGCCGAGCGACGAUAGCGUCUACCGACUGAUCGACGAGUACGAGAGUCAGGAGUCGGAGCCGAGCAAGGAGACGGAGCCGAGUGAGGAUAUGGAGGUUGACGAUGUGACGAGCAGGAUUUUAGGAGACGACGACUAG